UUUUAAAAUAAAAAAUGAGGCAAAGGAAAUAUUUGUUUUUUCAAAUCUACGCAUCGAUAGUGGUUUUGUCGUCAGCCCAAAAUAUAAGACAAAAACUUGGUAAAUUCGACGAAGUGUUUGCAUGGAAGCAACUCACUUACGACAUUGAUGGGAGUGUAUUCGAUCAAGAUGUUUACGAGGAACCAUAUAACCUCCGUAACACGCGAGACAGAGAAAAAAGACAGUCAGACAGUGUCUUCUUCAACAACGAAGACGAACCGGUGAGAAACUGGAACCAACAAUCUUCCAUCUUCAAUGAACCACAGACUAAUUCACCGCGGCCGCUACGACCGAGCUGGAAUAACAACAAUCAAUCUUCCAUCUUCAGUGAACCACAGAGUAACUCACCGCGGCCGCUACGACCGAACUGGAAUAACAACAAUCAAUCUUCCAUCUUCAAUGAACCACAGACUAACUCACCGCGGCCGUUACGACCGAGCUGGAAUAACAACAAUCGACCGAACCUUGAACCGCCGAGAGACGAGAGGAGACCCAGUGGUGUCACUACGACUGUCAGACCUAUAGAUGAAGCAGGCAGAUUCUUCGUGCAAUAUAAUAACAUACCGAUGGGUGUAGAGAAAGUUGGAGAUAGAUUGUUUAUAACUAUACCGCGUCGACGAUACGGUAUAAUUUCAACUCUAAAUUACAUAAACCUGGACCGCGACUCGCAUCAGCUGUCGCCAGCCUUGAAGCCGUACCCCAACUACAGCACUUCCAGGAGUCUAACCUCGGUGUACAGAACAAGAGCCGACAGCUGCGGCCGCCUCUGGAUGGUUGACACCGGAAUGAUCGAAAUACCAGAUAAUAGGCAGCAGGUUCAACCUCCGGCCAUCGUGGUUUUCGAUCUCAACAGGGACAGACAGAUACUCAGGUAUCCGUUCAAGAGUACAGACAUACCGUCAGCGAACACGCCUACUGGUUUGGCCUCCAUAACUGUGGACAUCACCAAUGAUGAUUGUGAGAACGCAUUCGCAUAUGUACCCGAUCUGACCACGUACGGACUCAUCGUGUACUCCCUGAAACAGAACGACAGCUGGAGACUCUCUCACAACUUCUUCUCAUUCAACCCCACGGCUGGGAACCUCAAUAUUGCUGGUUUAAGAUUCCAGUGGAGCGACGGUAUAUUCAGCCUGACCCUGGUGCCUGGCGCUGGCAACUGCAAGACGGCCUACUUCCACCCCCUCAUCGGUACCCAGGAGUUCUCCGUGUCCACGUGUGUCCUGCAGAACAGGACCGCCGUCUCUGAUCCUAAUUACUGGUCAUUUUUCUCCUUGCUGGGUGACCGUGGUGAGGGAAGUCAAGCUACGAUGCACGACUAUCACCCAGCUAGCAGAGUGCUGUUCAUAGCUGAGGUAGGCAGGGAUGCUGUGUCUUGUUGGAACACUGCUGAACCCCUGGUGUCUACUAAUAUAGCUAUAUUGGCACAAGACAGCCAGAGACUUAGUUAUCCAGCAGACCUCCAUGUUACUGGGAAUGACGUGUGGGUGAUAGCAAAUUCUCUGCCACGGUUCGGUUAUUCAAGACUUGAUACAAACAGUUACAACUUUUAUAUAUAUAGGUAA
Molecule: messenger RNA, 1601 nt
Organism: Achroia grisella
Lineage: Eukaryota; Metazoa; Arthropoda; Insecta; Lepidoptera; Pyralidae
Gene: Y-fa
Product: L-dopachrome tautomerase yellow-f2-like
Exons: 13
Coding region: 15-1601 (528 amino acids)
Cellular component (GO): extracellular region
Source: RefSeq, a predicted model, not a curated record